Messenger RNA from Felis catus (domestic cat), 1724 nucleotides. RefSeq lists its product as uncharacterized. Bases 52 to 1329 code for a protein of 425 amino acids. The transcript is spliced from 6 exons. The record is from RefSeq and is a predicted model, not a curated record. Lineage: Eukaryota; Metazoa; Chordata; Mammalia; Carnivora; Felidae.
UGGAAGAGACACUGAGCAGAAACCUAUUAGUGCUCUGCUCAAAAAAAGUCGAUGUCCAAUCAAAAAUUGCUAUUAUUAGUGGUGCUCUUACUGCACCAAAGUUCUUCAGUGUUUCUUAGCACCCUGACCACUGGUGGUCCCUCUCCCCCUUGUGGUCAGACCUGUCCCUGCUCUGGCUCCUCCCUCCCUCCUCCCUCCCUCCUCUCUCCACCAGUGCCUGCAGGUGCCUCAGGGAAGCAGAGCUCAGAGCCUAACCUGCCCUCUGCCACCCACCCAGUCAGUCUCCGUCCAGCAGGUGCAGCUGGGAGGUCACCCUGGGCUUCUCCCCACCAGCAGGGAAGCAGAACCAUGCUGGGUCCCCUCGCCCUCCUGUGUGCCCUCCUGUUUCCAGGUGGCGUGGCAGCGAUCAGUCUGACUCAGCGGGCUGUGGCCGUGGGGCGUGUGGGCGGCUCGGCCACCCUGUCCUGCCAAGCCAGCGCCUACGUAAGCUACAUCCACUGGUACCUCCACCAGGAGGGGACUGACCCCAAGAGGAUCCUCAUGCUGGACAUGUCAAGGUUAUCUGUGGAGAGGUAUGGGGGCUUGGAAGCGGACAAAAUCGAUGCCAAGAAAGGCAAGGAAAGCAACAGCUGUGAACUGUCAGUGAAGAAGUUGCAGAAGAGCGACGAGGGCGUGUACUACUGUGCUGCCUGGGAAUGUGAUGAAUCAGGCUGGAUCAUGGUAUUUGCAGAAGGAACUAAGGUCAUAGUAACUCCCCCGGAUAGAAGCCUUGAUGCAGACACUUCCCCCAAGCCCACACUCUUUCUUCCUUCGAUGGCUGAAAUAAAAUUCGAUAGGACUGGAACGUAUCUUUGUCUUCUUGAGAAUUUCUUCCCUGAUGUUGUCAAGAUAGACUGGAAAGAAAAGAACAGCAAAAGAAUUCUGAUAUCCCAGCAGGGAAACACCAUGAAGACGAAGGACACAUACAUGAAAUACACCUGGUUGACGCGCACUAAAAAGUCAAUAAAUAAAGAACACAAAUGUAUCUUCACACACGAGACUAAUAAAGGAGCGGUUGAUCAUGAGAUUGCUUUUCACUCAAUGAAAAAAGAGCUCGCUGUCAUUGAUUCUAUCGAAGCUUCUCUGAAAGAUGAAAAUGACCCCCUACAGCUGCAGCUUGCGAACACCUCUGCCUACUACACCUACGUCAUCCUCCUCGUCAAGAGCAUGUUCUACACCAUCAUCAUCACCUACUGUCUGCUUGGGAGACCAGCACUCUGCUGCAAUGAGAAGAGUUGUAACACAUGGUGGCCCAAGGCUCCACUUUUCUUUACUGGCUGUUUUCGCUAAAGGUGUCUGCUGAGGCUCUAGCGGGGCUUUCUUUCUGGGUGUGGGUUAUUGCAGUUCACAUGUGUCUUUUUUCUAUGUGUCAUCACUGCAGAAUGGGUUUACAAACUGCUGGGCAAACAGGAAAUGUCACUCUGCACCAAGAACAGACUCUGCCAUGAGUCAGGGGCGGGGCCAGGGGGCACCCACAGGGGCUUCAGUACCGCUCUCUCCUUCACGCCCACCAGCCCGUCAGCCACCCAGCACCCUCGCCUCUGAGUACAGCCGGCCCCUGGGGCUCUGUAUCCAGAUAACUGCCUGGAGGCCUUUUCUUUUACAUUUCUGGAAGCUGCCAUCUUUGCUACCUGAGUUUUGCUCUGUUGUUCAUAACAGGCAUAAUAAAAAUAAUCAAAAGUGUA